Amblyraja radiata (thorny skate) is the source of this 4446-nucleotide messenger RNA. Its product is annotated as deleted in malignant brain tumors 1 protein-like. The annotation marks the transcript as partial. The transcript is spliced from 21 exons. The record is from RefSeq and is a predicted model, not a curated record. Gene Ontology annotation, cellular component: membrane. Lineage: Eukaryota; Metazoa; Chordata; Chondrichthyes; Rajiformes; Rajidae.
AUGGCUUUGCAGAGUCCAUUGCCCCCUGCUGUUGUACAGCAGUGCUGCCUGCUGGUGGACGAGCACCCACAUGGUCUGGAUCACACUGUGGACACUGGGAUCAACCAUCUCCUCUCUGACGGCCGCCCCGGGGAUUGUCAGGCGGACCCUUCAGAAAGCGUGAAGUUGAGGCUGGUGAACGGGGGCAGUCCAUGCGCCGGGAGAGUGGAGGUUCACUACAAGGGGAACUGGGGGACUGUGUAUGAUCAAGGCUGGGACCUGCAGAACGCGGCGGUGGUGUGUCGGGAGCUGGGCUGCGGCGCCGCGGUGAAGGCCCCGGGCGGAUCUCACUUUGGACCGUGGUCCGGACCCGUUGUGACGUGGAAUGUUGAGUGCAGCGGGAGCGAGGCCGCUCUGCGGGAGUGUAAAUCACGGCCAUGGGGGGACACUGGCGAUCCACACUCCCGGGAUGCCGGCGUUAUCUGCGAAGAUCACAGAGGGCCAAGAUUGGUAUCCAAAGAUGAUCAGUGCUCGGGAAGACUGGAAGUGCAGUAUGGUGAAAUCUGGGGAACCGUGUGUGACCUGGCCUGGGAUAUGGAUGAUGCCAGUGUGGUGUGCAGUCAGUUUCAUUGUGGAGUCGCCGUGUCUGUUCCGAGAGGGGCUUAUUUUGGAAAGGGAACUGGCCUUGUACGGAGCGAUGUAUUUGAAUGUAAGGGUAAUGAGACAAGCCUGUGGGACUGUCCGCGUUCUUUAGGAACUCUUCAUUGCAACCACACGAGCGAUGUCAGUGUGAUCUGUUCUGGGAACCAUGGCCCACGACUGGUGGGUGGGAAGGAUAGAUGCUCUGGCCGGGUGGAAGUUCUACACGGAGACGAGUGGGGGACAGUUUGCGAUCAGUACUUUAGCUUGCUUGAUGCCGGCGUGGUCUGUGAACACCUACAGUGCGGUGCAGUGGCCGCAACUCCCGGAGUUACUCACUUUGGCCGAGGAUCCGGCCCCGUGUGGAAGGAGAACUACCACUGUCAGGGGAACGAGUCCCGAUUAGUUGAUUGUCCAGUCUUACCCAGGGAUCAGAUGAGUUGUUCACACGGAAACGACGUCGGUCUCAUCUGCUCAGAUGAAAUUUGGUCUCUGAGAUUGAGCAAUGGGGGCAGCCGCUGCGACGGCCGAGUGGAGGUUUACAACAAUGGUAGAUGGGGGAGAGUGCAGGAUAGCGCCUGGAACAUCAAUGAUUCCAACGUGGUCUGCAGAGAGUUGGACUGCGGCUCCGCCAUAUUCGCCUACAACUCCUCAAGGUACGGAGAGAGUGAGCUGCCCGUGUGGGUGAACAACUUUCAGUGUGAAGGAAACGAGUCGCAGCUCCGAUAUUGCAGCACAUUUACGCUGAAUCAGACAUCCAACGACAGCAUCGGUGUUGGAGUCCUGUGCUCAGACCAUCUCCAAUUACGGCUGUCUGGGGGUGGAAGUACAUGUGCUGGACUAGUGGAGAUUUAUUACAAUGGGUCUUGGGGCACAGUUUGUGAUGACUCCUGGGAUCUGGACGACGCUAACGUGGUCUGCGGGCAGCUAGGUUGCGGAUAUGCUGUGGAAGAUAAAAUUCCGGGAUACUGUGGACGAAGUAAUGGCCAAAUUUGGUUGGAUGAAGUAAGAUGCUCGGGUAACGAAUCAUACCUCUGGAACUGUCCCUCCGCACCGUGGGGUCGGCACGAUUGCAGUCAUAAGGAAGAUGUGACAGUGAAGUGUUCUGAACACAAAGAGAUGCGCCUGGUGAACGGAGGCCGGCGGUGUAAAGGGAGAGUGGAAGUGUGGUACAACGGGACAUGGGGAACAGUGUGCACCGAGAAACUCUCUAGAGUGGAGGCGGAAGUGAUCUGUAAACAAUUAGAAUGUGGACCCCUCGAAUAUAUUGAAUAUGACGCCAGGAAAUAUGGACAAGGUUCUGGGCCCAUAUGGAUCGAUGAGAUGAAAUGUAGCUCGCACGAGUCAGCCCUUUGGCAGUGCCAGUUUGACCCUUGGGGGCAACACAACUGUAACCACAGGGAGGAUGCAGGCGUUUCAUGUAAAGGUAACACAGGAAAGUCAGCAUACGAUGGCAGAUUAAACACGCGCGUAAAUCCGUCAACAUUUCACUGUUCUCAACAGAUGCUGAAAUGCCGGAGACAACCCGCGGGAAAGACUGCGACGGAGGAAAUGAAUCUAAAUCUCGCCGUUUACCAGAUCUACAACUGCGGGUUGAUGGCGGCAGCAACAAUUGCUCCGGAAGGGUUCAAAUAUUAUUCAAUAACAGCUGGGGAACGGUGUGUGAUGACUCCUGGGGUCUCGCCGAUGCCAAUGUCGUCUGCAGACAGAGCGGCGACCAUUGCCCCGGCCUCAGGUGAUAUCUGGCUGGAUGAAGUGAAAUGCACGGGAAGUGAAUCAUUCCUGUCCCGUUGUCUGGCUUCACCGCUCGGUCAACAUGACUGUGAUCACAAGGAAGAUGUCUUUGUCACCUGUUCUGGAAUUUCAAUUUCAGAGUUGGGAAAGAAGCCGCCCUCCACGGCUGUUGUGGUUUGUACAACUCUCGGAAUCCUCCUCAUCGCUGAAUUUGUCGCACUGGUGAUAAUAGCUCGGAGGCAAUCAGCAAGAAGAGAUGCAGAGAUGAGAGGCAGGGGCUUUGGCUUUUACGAAGCAAUUUAUGAAGAGAUUGACGAUACUCUUCCUGGAAACAAGUUCAGUCAGAUGGAUGAAUCUAUCUCUGGAUCCAUUGAUUCCAUGAAUCAAAUAGAAUAUUACACCAGUGACCCUCAGGGUUGUGCUCAUUCAACAAGCGAACUCCCUGAAGGAACUUCCUCCAGUGUUCGAGAUCUAGUUCCGGAUGACCAUGACGAUCCUGAGAGUAAAGUCAUUGAUUGUCCGGGCGGUCAGUUCCCGACGGACGGUGGCGCCGAUGACCUUCUGAUGCUAACAGUUGCCGGCGGUGACGUGGACACUGGUGGCCGCCCCGGGGAUUGUCAGGCGGACCCUUCAGAAAGCGUGAAGUUGAGGCUGGUGAACGGGGGCAGUCCAUGCGCCGGGAGAGUGGAGGUGCACUACAAGGGGAACUGGGGGACUGUGUAUGAUGACCUUUGGGACCUGCAGGACGCGGCGGUGGUGUGUCGGGAGCUGGGCUGCGGCGCCGCGGUGAAAGCCCCGGGCGAUGCUCACUUUGGACCGGGGUCCGGACUCAUUUUGACGGAUGAAGUUGAAUGCAGCGGGAGCGAGGCCGCUCUGCGGGAGUGUAAAUCAUAUACAUGGGGGGACUAUGCCUAUUCACACUCCAAAGAUGCCGGCGUUAUCUGCGAAGAUCACAGAGAGCCAAGAUUGGUAUCCAAAGAUGAUCAGUGCUCGGGAAGACUGGAAGUGCAGUAUGGUGAAACCUGGGGAACCGUGUGUGACCUGGCCUGGGAUAUGGAUGAUGCCAGUGUGGUGUGCAGUCAGCUUCAUUGUGGAGUCGCCGUGUCUGUUCCGAGAGGGGCUUAUUUUGGAAAGGGAACUGGCCUUGUACGGAGCGAUGUAUUUGAAUAUGAAAUCAUGUCUCUGAGAUUGAGCAAUGGGGGCAGCCGCUGCGACGGCCGAGUGGAGGUUUACCACAAUGGUAGAUGGGGGAGAGUGCAGGAUAGCGCCUGGAACAUCAAUGAUUCCAACGUGGUCUGCAGAGAGUUGGGCUGCGGCUCCGCCAUAUUCGCCUACAACUCCUCAAGGUACGGAGAGAGUGAGCUGCCCGUGUGGGUGAACAACGUUCACUGUGAAGGAAACGAGUCGCAGCUCCGAAAUUGCAGCACAUUUACACUGAAUCAGACAUCCAGCGACAGCAUCGGUGUUGGAGUCCUGUGCUCAGACCAUCUCCAAUUACGGCUAUCUGGGGGUGGAAGUACAUGUGCUGGACGAGUGGAGAUUUAUUACAAUGGGUCUUGGGGCACAGUUUGUGAUGACUCCUGGGAACUGGACGACGCUAACGUGGUCUGCGGGCAGCUAGGUUGCGGAUAUGCUGUGGAACAUAAAAUUCCGGGAUUCUGUGGACGAAGUAAUGGCCAAAUUUGGUUGGAUGAAGUAAGGUGCUCGGGUAAAGAAUCAUACCUCUGGAACUGUUCCUCCGCACCGUGGGGUAGGCACGAUUGCAGUCAUAAGGAAGAUGUGACAGUGAAGUGUUCUGAACACAAAGAGAUGCGCCUGGUGAACGGAGGCCGGCGGUGUGAAGGGAGAGUGGAAGUGUGGUACAACGGGACAUGGGGAACAGUGUGCACCGAGAAGCUCUCUAGAGUGGAGGCGGAAGUGAUCUGUAAACAAUUAGAAUGUGGACCCCUCGAAUAUAUUGAAUAUGACGCCAGGAAAUAUGGACAAGGUUCUGGGCCCAUAUGGAUCGAUGAGAUGAAAUGUAGCUCGCACGAGUCAGCCCUUUGGCAGUGCCAGUUUGACCUGUGGGGGAAACACAACUGUAACCACAGGGAU